AUGGACGCGAAGAAAAUAAGAAAGAAGAAUGAGGAAUCAUCUUCGCCGAUAUUGCUGGGAAAAAAGAGAAAAGUUCCUCCUCCAAAGGCUGAAAAAUUGAUUGAGUUUCAUGUGGAUGUUGUUAAAGAAACUUGUGCUAAAUCAAUGGGUUCUAGAGUAAGUUGUAUGCUAGCUGUGAAUGUUUCAGCUGUAAUAUGUUUAGGAUAUCCCCUUAAGGGCACGAAAGGUGCGAUAAGAGAUGAUACCUUGUUGGAAAUGGGAGCUCCUGUGAUGUUUGUGCAGGGUAGCAAAGAUCCUAUGUGUCCUUUGGAUAAGCUCGAAGCUGUUUGCAACAAAAUGAAAGCUAUUACUGAGAUUCAUGUGAUUGAUGGUGGAGAUCACUCUUUCAAGAUCAAGAAGAAACACCUCAAAACGAAGGAGUUUAACACAAGAUGA
This is a messenger RNA of Arabis nemorensis, 435 nucleotides long. Lineage: Eukaryota; Viridiplantae; Streptophyta; Magnoliopsida; Brassicales; Brassicaceae. The record is from the annotation of a GenBank genome assembly.